AUGUUGACUCACACUACGCUCGUAUCGCGGGCUGUCUUGAGAUCUGGCUGUUUGAGACCAACUCAACUGUCGCGUGCUCGCCGUUACCAUGGCUUUGCCCAAAGCAAAUUCUUCCAAGUAUCAGAGGAGGUCCGUGAUGCUGUUGCUACCGGAAAGCCAGUCGUUUCUUUAGAAACGACAAUUUAUACACACGGUUUUCCAUAUCCCGAUAAUGUUGCACUUGCUACCAUGUUAGAGUCCGUGGUGAGAGCCAAUGGGGGAGUUCCUGCAACUAUAGGAAUCGUCAACGGCGUGGCCAAGGUUGGUUUAAACGGAGAAGAGCUCGUCCAGCUGGCCUCGACAGUUGAAAACAAGAGCGCUUUGAAAGUGUCUCGCAGGGACCUGGGCUACAUAUGUGGCAUGGGCCUGGCUGGCAAGCCAAUGCAUGGCGGCACAACUAUCUCCGGCACAAUGAUUCUUUCGGAGCUGGCUGGUAUCAAGAUAUUUGGCACAGGGGGUCUAGGUGGUGUGCAUCGCGGGGCAGAAAACUCCAUGGACAUCUCUGCCGAUCUUACCGAGCUGGGCCGAACGCCGGUGACAGUCAUCAGCUCUGGGUGUAAAAGCUUUUUGGACAUCCCACGAACGCUCGAAUACCUCGAAACUGAAGGUGUGUGCGUUGGAACAUUUGCUGAUGGCCGUGAGGGCGCGGUCGAUUUCCCAGCGUUCUACACCCGGGACAGUGGCUUCCGCAGCCCUCGAACCAUUCAAAACGAAGCUGAAGCUGCUGCAAUCGUUUAUGCGCAAUCAAAGCUUCCUGUCAGGUCUGGAAUUCACUUUGCCAACCCUGUCCCCUUGGAGUCCUCGGUCCCGAAAGCCGAGAUGGACAUUGCUAUCGAAGAAGCGAUCCGUCUAUCCCACGUAGAAGGCUUCCAUGGCAGUGACAAUACUCCCUUUGUGCUUUCCAAGAUCAAGGAGCUGAGUGGCGGGAAGAGCGUAGUCGCUAACCGGGCUCUGAUCAAGUCGAAUGUCGAGCGCGCAACCCGAGUAGCCGUGGAACUUGCCAAGCUUGAGAAUGCUGACCUAGAAACAGGGUCACGACACAUGCCAGCAAUUCCAAGUGUAGCUUCGCUCAGUCAAGCCACCCAGCAAACUCCAGAGACACCUGAACUGGUUUCAGAGGCACCGGUUGUGCCGACAGAGAAAGCCGAUGUGCUGGUAGCCGGGUCCCUCGCCAUUGACUUGUCUUGUGACUAUACUCCGUUCGGCGAUGAACGAACACAAGUCGCACCAGUGCCGCACACCUCCAACCCCGCAGUCAUUGGGCAGAGUCUUGGGGGUGUUGGUCACAACGUCGCCGUCGCCGCCAGUUAUGUUGGCAGCGAUGUGCUAUUCUGCAGUGUUGUAGCAGACGAUCUCAGCGGUCGUGCGGCGCUUUCAGCACUUGAAAAGGAGGGCCUCAGCACAGCAGGGAUCCAAGUCCUGUCUGCCGCAACAGGCACCCGCACCGCUCAAUACAUCGCCAUUAACGAUAUCAAAAAAGACCUAUUGGUCGCAAUGGCAGACAUGGGAAUCGUCGAGCUGCCGGAAGCGCAACUUGACUUCGAGGGUUUCUGGGGGCCUCUUAUCAAGCGUACAAAGCCGCGUUGGAUAGUCGUUGAUGCCAAUUGGCGACCCGAGGUUCUCGCUAAAUGGAGUAAAUUAGCGCAACAGUACGGCGCUCGCGUGGCUUUCGAGCCGGUCUCAACGGCCAAGUCCCGCCGUCUGUUUGGUGGCGAUGGCAGCACCUCCGAGGCGACCAUCGGUCCAAACCAGACUGUGCCCAAUAAUGCUAUCAGCCUUGCCUGCCCGAACCGACUUGAGCUAACCGCGAUGUACACAGCUGCCCGGGAAGCGCUGCUCUUUGAGUCAACGGGCUGGUGGCACGUCAUUGAUUCAAUGAAUCUUUCCCCAGCUGGUUCACGCCAGCGCCUCGUUGCAUUGACGACACCGGAGCUUGUUGACGAGGGUAUCCCGCAGCAGACCCUCCAGCUUCUUCCUUUCAUCCCCUGUAUUGUCACAAAGCUCGGUAGUGCGGGUGCUCUUGUCACUCAGCUGCUGCCGCCUGGUGAUCCUCGUCUCACCGAUCCAGAGUCUGCGCCGUAUGUCAUUGCCCGCGUGCCUCUUAACACUGACGUGCCAUUCGGCGGUGUCUAUAUGCGUCUUUUCUCUCCUGGGGCCGUCCUAGGUGAGGAUGAUAUUGUUAGUGUCAAUGCGGCGGGUGAUACGCUGCUGGGAGUCUUGGUCGCCGGUCUGGCCAAGCAGGGGAAGUCAGCACGUAUUGAAGACAUCAUUCCCAUUGCGCAGGAGGCAAGUCGGAAGACGUUGGCGAGCGCUGGCGGGGUGAGCAAGGAUCUUGCUGAGCUGCGAUCUAUACUGGAGCUGCAAUAA
Penicillium brevicompactum is the source of this 2406-nucleotide messenger RNA. Its product is annotated as pseudouridine-5'-phosphate glycosidase/carbohydrate kinase family protein. NCBI's taxonomy places the organism in Eukaryota, Fungi, Ascomycota, Eurotiomycetes, Eurotiales, Aspergillaceae. The coding region runs from base 1 to 2406 and encodes 801 amino acids. The record is from RefSeq and is a predicted model, not a curated record. The transcript is spliced from 7 exons. Gene Ontology annotation, molecular function: pseudouridylate synthase activity.